Messenger RNA from Pyricularia oryzae 70-15, 888 nucleotides. RefSeq lists its product as uncharacterized. Lineage: Eukaryota; Fungi; Ascomycota; Sordariomycetes; Magnaporthales; Pyriculariaceae. The transcript is spliced from 2 exons. The coding region runs from base 1 to 888 and encodes 295 amino acids. The record is from RefSeq and is a predicted model, not a curated record.
AUGGCUGAAAUAAUACCGACUAGCAACGAGGAACACUCGAUCAAGCCUGUGCAGAUCCUCUCCAUGGGCAUGCUCAGAACAGGCUCGGCGUCCAUCACCAAGGCCUUGACGAUCCUGGGCUACAAAAACGUCCACCACGGCAUCUCGGCCAUCGCGGACCGGCAAAAGUUUGCCCUCUUCUCCGCCGCCGCCGACGCGCACUUUUCCACGCUGCCCACCUACACGGGCCAGCCCUUUUCGCGCGCCGACUGGGACGCGCUCUUUGGCGACUGCGAGGCCGUCACCGACAUGGGGUCCUUUUUCGCGCCGCAGCUGAUCGCCGCCUACCCGGACGCCAGGGUCAUCCUCGUCGAGCGCGACGUCGACCGGUGGCUGGAGAGCACAGACGUGGCGAUCUUCCAGACCACCUGGGGCUGGCGGAGCUGGUUUGUCGCGGACGUGCUGGGUAGAAUGAUGGGGUUGACGGGGCACUUGACGAUUCGCAAGCUGCUGUUGGGGUUCUUCGAGGCGAGGAACGUGAGCGAGGUGAGGGCGCAUGCCAAGGCGAGGUACCUGAGGCAUAAUGCCGAGGUGAGGGCCGCGGUGGAGCCCGAGAGGCUGCUCGUGUUCGACUUGGAGGAUGGCUGGGAGCCGCUGUGCAGGUUUCUCGGGAAGGAUGUCCCUGACGUGCCGUUCCCCGUGGUGAACGAGCGAAAGGAGCACGUGGAGCGGGUCAGGAGGAAGCAGAAGGCGUUUGUGGGAGUGGUUCUGGGCAGGUUUGCCAGGUCGGCAAUCCCGUGGGCUCUUGGGGUUGGAGCUAUUGCCGUAUGCGUUGUCUGCUUGGACACGGGCAAGAAAUGCUGGGUUUCCAGGGCAGCCGCUGCUGCUCUAAGGCUCAGGAGGAUAUAA